UCGUCAUUUGACAUACAGGGACCGCGAUAUAAAGUGACCCGAUUUCUUACAAAAGUACAUAAAACCGAACAUAAAAUGCCCUGCUGCAAGGUGACAUUAAAGAAGAAUCUGUACAACAUGAAAUGCGAUAAAAUCGGUUGCAUUUGCAUUCCUACAGAUGGAAAGGAUACAGUUUAUCUUUGCGUGAACAAGGAUGAUAAAAUCAUAAGAUGUGCUGAUGAAUGUGAUGGUUCUGGACGUCAAUGCAUCGCUGUAGAAACUGGUGGAGCGGCCUGCAUUUGCGUAUGCAAGACUGAUGAAGGUCUAACCAAAUGUGAUGAUUGCGUCUGUUCUGACGAAGAAAACAAGAUGCAAUGUGUUAAGCGAGAAUGUGUGUGUUUCGAAACGCACGGAAGAGAUUCGCUUUCAGUCUGUGAAGAUGAUGAGAAUAAUAUAAUUUACUGUGAUACAUCUGAAGGUAGAAAAUGUGUUCGCCUGUCAACUGACGGUGUUUCUUGCAUUUGUGUAUGCAAAGAUGGCAAAGGGGGUUUCAAGAAAUGCAAUGAUUGUUCUUGCAACGUUGUGGGUAGAUUGAAUGCUGAACUCAAAUGCGAUAAGAAAGAAUGUGUAUGCCUAGAAACCAAUGGAAGAUCGUGUGUCUGGGUUUGCGAAGGCGGAAAAGGAAACAUAAUUACCUGUGAUACAAAUGAAGAUAAAACUUGUGUUUGCAUUGGGACAGGUGGAGCUACUUGUAUUUGUGUUUGCAAGGAUGAGAAAGGAGGUUUCAAGAAAUGUAACGAAUGUUGCUGUACUAAUGAGGAUGGUGUAAAAUCUGAUACGAAAUGUGACAAGAAAGGCUGCGUAUGCAUUCAAGCUAAAGGUAAAUCUUGUAUUUUGGUCUGUGAAGAUGGGAAACGUAACAUAGUGGCUUGUGAAGAUGGUAAAAACUGUAUUUGUAUUGAAACGGAUGGAGCUUCCUGUAUCUGCGUUUGUAAAGAUGGUAAUGGAGGUUUUAAGAAAUGUGACGAUUGCUGCUGUACUAAUGAGGGUAGAACAAAAUCUGAACCCAAAUGUGACAAUAAAGCUUGCGUAUGCAUUCAAAGUGAAGGAAAAACUUGCGUUUUGAUUUGUGAAGAUGGGAAAGGUAACAUCGUCUCUUGUGAAAAGGAAGAUGGUAAAAACUGUGUUUGCAUUGAAACAGAUGGAGCUUCCUGUAUCUGUGUUUGUAAAGAUGGUAAAGGAGGUUUUAAGAAAUGUGACGACUGUUGCUGCAUAAUAACUGCAUAGGAUAUUAAAUUGAAAAUAAUUCACCAUGCAUUUUUGAGAACUUUUGUACAACAUUGUAUCAUUGUAUCAUUGUAUCACAAACAUUGUAUCAUUUCAUUAAUGGGGCCACAAUAAAUAUAUAAAUAUGUAGAUUUCUUUUGUUUUAUUAUUGUUUACUCCAUCCUCUCUUUAUU
This is a messenger RNA of Zerene cesonia (dogface butterfly), 1439 nucleotides long. Its product is annotated as cell death abnormality protein 1-like. NCBI's taxonomy places the organism in Eukaryota, Metazoa, Arthropoda, Insecta, Lepidoptera, Pieridae. The transcript is spliced from 2 exons. The record is from RefSeq and is a predicted model, not a curated record. Bases 76 to 1266 code for a protein of 396 amino acids.